AUGUUUGAUUCUGUGUCUGACCCUCAACGUACGAUGGCGGCCCCAGAACAGACAAUACGGGAUCUGGAAGCAUCCAGUGACUCAACUAUAUAUAUCAGGCCAGGCACCACAAACGAAAAAGCAUCCCAAGAGACUCCCACAAACCCAGAGAGCUUUUCACCAGCGCCAGACGGCGGAAUUAAAGCAUGGCUAGUUGCCAUUGGUGCAUCCUGCACCAUCUUUUCCACACUUGGGUUUUCAAACUCCUUUGGAGUGCUACAGGAGUACUACGCCGUUCACCAGCUGCAGAACGAAUCCUCAGACCGCAUCGCAUGGAUUGGGUCUCUGGCUGCUUUUCUGCAGUUCGCAACUGGUGCAAUUGCAGGCCCGUUGUUUGAUCGGUACGGUGCAUGGGUAAUCCGACCUCCAGCCAUCGCCUACGUGUUCGCCCUGAUGAUGACAAGCCUCUGCACCAAAUACUGGCAAUUCAUGCUCGCCCAGGCGGUCCUUGUGGGUAUAUCCAGUGGCAUGCUACAAUUCCCCGCCAUGGCUGCGGUCUCGCAGUACUUUGAUAAGAAGCGCGGAGCGGCAUUAGGGCUCGCCAUCGCCGGCUCGUCUAUCGGGGGCGUAGUCUUCCCUAUCGCACUGUCCAAAAUGCUCAACUCCUCCUCUAUAAGUUUCGGCUGGGCCAUACGGAUAAUCGCAUUCAUCAUGCUCCCAAUGAUGCUCUUCACUUGCCUGACCGUGACCGCGCGCCUCCCAUCGCGAACAACGGCGUUCUUCAUCCCGAGCGCCUUAAGUUCGCCGCUCUUCGUCCUCCUCAUCCUGGCUAUGUUCUUCAUGUUCCUGGGGAUGUUCAGCCCCAUCUUCUUCAUCCCGACUUACGCCGUCUCCCGUGGCAUGGACGCCACACUUGCCUCGUACCUGUCCGCCAUCCUGAACGGUGCCUCCACAUUCGGUCGAAUCAUUCCCGGCAUUUUAGCCGAUAGAUUUGGACGAAUCAACGCUUUUGGCCUCGGCGGGCUCGCAACGGGAAUCAUAAUUUGUUGCAUGAAUGAAGCCCAGUCAAACGCCAGUCUGAUCGUCUUCUCCGCCGUCUUCGGCUUCUGGUCCGGCACGGUAAUUUCUGGCGGCAGCGCCGCCCUUACAGCUGUCCCAAAGAACCCACAGGAGUUUGGAACGUACCUGGGCAUGGGAAUUGCGCUUAGUGGUUGUGCGGUGCUUAUCGGACCGCCAGUCAGUGGCGUCCUGGUUGACCACUACGGCGGCUUCUUCGAGCUGUCCAUAUUUAGUGGAAUAGUUUGUCUAGCCGGGGGCAUUAUCGCAUUGCUGAGCAAGGCGGUUACGGACCAAGGAUUGUUUGGAAGAAUUUAG
This is a messenger RNA of Aspergillus nidulans FGSC A4, 1353 nucleotides long. Its product is annotated as MCT family MFS transporter. Gene Ontology annotation, biological process: transmembrane transport. Lineage: Eukaryota; Fungi; Ascomycota; Eurotiomycetes; Eurotiales; Aspergillaceae. The transcript is spliced from 2 exons. The record is from RefSeq and is a predicted model, not a curated record. The coding region runs from base 1 to 1353 and encodes 450 amino acids. Gene Ontology annotation, molecular function: transmembrane transporter activity. Gene Ontology annotation, cellular component: membrane.